Messenger RNA from Protopterus annectens (West African lungfish), 2121 nucleotides. RefSeq names its product abhydrolase domain containing 18 (gene ABHD18). The record is from RefSeq and is a predicted model, not a curated record. Lineage: Eukaryota; Metazoa; Chordata; Ceratodontiformes; Protopteridae.
AGAUUACCUUAUUUAUUUAAGUAUAUUAUAUUGGCGCGGCGCAUUAUAAAUGCAAUUCGCUAAUCCCCAUUACACACAAUAAAAUUCACCCCUAUACAAAUAUUAGUCAGACGUCCUCGCGAGAUUUAUUCCACCUCCGCCCCACUCGCUGCGUUCUCCUCUCUGACUGGUAGGGAGAAGGAGCGCAGUCUCCUUGAAUUAAGGAUAGUAGCAAUUCCAGUUGUUCUAAUGUGACUCAAGUUCGUUGUGUGAUCUUGAUAUAUAAAGUUGGUAUAAACGUGGACUAUGGGAGUGAAUAAUUUAAUGUUUUUCAAAGAAGAUCAUCUUCCUAUUUUGCUGUGAACAUAGUGACUUCUGAAGGCUUGUCUCGUCUUACUGCUCCUCUUAUGUCUAUUGCUGCUGAUGGGUGUAAGUAAGCUGGAUGUUCUCUACAGAAGGCUUCUUCUGACUAAACUUUUCAUACAAGGAUGGGGAAAGCCAGAAGACUUAAAAAGGCUGUUUGAGUUUAGGAAGAAAAUUGGGAAAAGAGAACUGUGUCAGCAUCUGGUUCCAAAAGACUAUCCUGUGUUCAUAGAUAAGGUUUCAGUUUAUUGUGCCCAAAGAAUGGAAGAGCAAAUACAGACCUGUAUGUAUACAUCUGGCUGGCACAGGAGACCAUUUUUAUUGGAGAAGACGUGCUUUAAUGGCCCGACCAAUGAUAAAGGAAGCAGGUAUGGCAUCACUGCUGCUGGAAAAUCCAUAUUAUGCGAUCAUGCUUAAAAAAUGUCUCUGACCUCUUUGUGAUGGGUGGAGCCCUUGUUUUGGAGUCAGCAACUCUUUUACAUUGGUUGGAGAGAGAAGGCUUCUUUCCAUUAGGAAUGACAGGAAUAUCAAUGGGAGGACAUAUGGCUUCACUGGCAGUAACUAACUGGUCCAAGCCAAUACCUUUGAUUCCAUGUCUGUCGUGGUCUACAGCUUCUGGGGUAUUUACCACGGGAGUUUUAAGCAGAGCUGUUGACUGGAGAGAGCUGGAAAAACAGUAUGCCACGCAAACAGUUUAUGAAGAAGAAAUUUCCCAGCUGCUGGAAUACUGUGGAAAGAGUUGCUUAUUAAGAUGGUGUGAAAUGAUUGGAAAGAAUGAUUCUUUUAAAAUGGGCCAAGAUUUUUUUAAGAAUGCUCCUUUCAGCUUGGACAGUUUGCAGCAUCUGGAUCUUGCUACUAACAUGCUGCACUUUCCCAGUGCUAACAAGCAUAUACCAACAAAAACUGUUUCUCCCUUCAGUACUGCCAGACCUGCUACCAUAAGUGCCUCUGCAGAAGGGCUUUUGUUUCAAGGACCCUCAAAAGUCAGUUUCCGUAAUGAAACUGUAACAGAUGUAAAUAAUAAUGCGCAUCCGUGUACAGAAGAUGAACAAAAAAAGAAAACAGAGAAACGCAGAACCAGUCUUCAGAGGGAAGCUCUACUGUUUAUGAAAGGAGUAAUGGAUGAAUGUACUCAUGUAGCAAAUUUCUCAGUUCCUAUUGACCCUAGUCUAAUUAUUGUUGUACAAGCCAAAGAAGAUGCCUAUGUCCCAAGAACUGGAGUGCGUAGUCUUCAGGAAAUCUGGCCAGGAUGUGAAAUACGAUAUUUGGAAGGGGGUCACAUUAGUGCCUAUCUAUUCAAACAAGGUGUAUUCCGACAAGCCAUUUAUGAUGCAUUUGAACGGUUUCUACAAAAGUAUUCCAUCUGAAGGAUAAUGUCAGGAUAAUUUCUCUUCAGUCUCCUUAAAAAUAUUUUUGUAAAUUAGUAUACAAAAUUAAUAAAACAAAUCAAGUUUUUAAAAAGCUACCACUAAGGUAGGCUUAAAGUCCGUGUUUCAGAAAUUUAAUGAGAUAGCGUUGAUUUUUAGCAUAAAGCUGAUAAAAUGUUACAUACAAUUCUUAUUUAAUUAACUCACUAAUUGUAGUCCUAAAAUGUUUUGUCUUCUUCCUCUUGCUGUACAAUAUUUUAUGAAACUUUUGGAAGAUGUAUAAUAAAAUAAUUUUAUGCGAUUGUCUGACUUUGUAGUACUGGCUUACAUUGCGCACUUCAGUUUUCACCAGCUGCCUUCUUAAAUGUUUGUAAAACAAUCUUAAAUAAAGUUUACUUUGUGAUAAAUUAAA